AUGGGUUCCAGUUCGAAGAAGAAAAAGGAAAAGCAGAAGGAUUUCCAGAAACCCAAACUCAAGGUCGGAAAGGCCAAGGCAAAGCCGGAAAAUUUUACAGACACCAGUUUCCAGUCAAAGUCAAUUGUCUUGAACCAACAAUCGCUCAGACUCACUGCUCCAUCUUCCAACGCUGUCUUCUCCCAUCAUGUCUCGCUUCUGACUUCCAAGUCGGAUACCCAGCGGAGGGAUUCCUUGGCUCACCUGACUACGUCCAUCGUCUCGCGGCCUGUGGAUUCUCCCCUUCCGCAGCCGGUGAGCGUCAUCUUACCAAGUCUGCUGCCUCUUAUUCUGGACGGAAGCAACAACGUCCGCACUCAAUUACUCAAGCUCUUCCGGUCUCUCCCCGCGACAGACGUGGAAGACCACGUCGCACAGCUAAUGCCGUACAUCCGCGCCGGCAUGACCCAUCUCGCAGCCGACAUUCGCCUCUCGGCCGUCGAGAUUCUCUCCUGGCUAGUCGACGUCGCAGGGUCAGAAGUCGUCUCUUGCGCCGGCGCCUGGAUCAAAACCAUCAACUGCUUCCUGUCCAUCCUAGGCUGGCACACGGAGGAAUCAUCAAAAUGGUCCUCGAGUCGUGCCUCGUUCGGCAAAUCCGGAAGCCAGGGAAAACCAAUGAUUAAAGUCCUCUCGGGUCUAGCUGUUUUCCUCAACGCAGGAAUCGGGAAACCGGAAGAAGACACCGUCAUGCAGUCCGACGACGAGCAGGUUCCAACCGGUGUUUCGAAUUGGGAAUUUCCUCUCUGCCAGACGAACCAGCAUAUGAUUCCUCAGUCAUCGACACCUUACUCGUAUCUGAAUUUGUUCGGGCAGCCUCGCGAUGAGGAGGGUGAGAUGUAUGAAACCCGUGAGGAUCGGUAUCGUGUUUUCUCCAAUCGGUUCAUGAAGGCUAUCGAGCGGGGCGUGGAGAAUGCGCGCAAGGAGGGAGGAGAGCUUGGUCGGGCUUCUUCUGGUGUGAAUAAGGUAUUGAGGGAGGCUGUUGCGUAUGGGCCGGGGCCGUGA
Messenger RNA from Aspergillus wentii DTO 134E9, 1041 nucleotides. RefSeq names its product IPI1/TEX10 family protein. The transcript has 3 exons. The record is from RefSeq and is a predicted model, not a curated record. Gene Ontology annotation, cellular component: nucleus. NCBI's taxonomy places the organism in Eukaryota, Fungi, Ascomycota, Eurotiomycetes, Eurotiales, Aspergillaceae. Gene Ontology annotation, biological process: rRNA processing. The coding region runs from base 1 to 1041 and encodes 346 amino acids.